Messenger RNA from Hypanus sabinus (Atlantic stingray), 1150 nucleotides. RefSeq names its product hepatic and glial cell adhesion molecule-like. The record is from RefSeq and is a predicted model, not a curated record. NCBI's taxonomy places the organism in Eukaryota, Metazoa, Chordata, Chondrichthyes, Myliobatiformes, Dasyatidae. Bases 337 to 1125 code for a protein of 262 amino acids. The transcript is spliced from 6 exons.
AUCGAUGAUUAAUAACGAUAAAUGAACGAAUUUGUGGAAUAAAAACUGCAAAUGGAUACCUAGGCGGGCUGUGGAACAGUUUUCGCGCCUUUUUGUAACGAUUUCCUGGAUUGCAGCGGCCAUUGGAAGCGGUACCCGACUCGCAGACACGCUGGGAAUCGCAUGAACCGAAGAGAGUUCCUCUCAUUCCUGCAGUUUCUCCAUCUCAGCCUGGACGGGAACAGAGUAAGUGAUCCUGAGGGAUUCAGACUGGCCGUUCCUGGCCAUCUCCCGCUGACAGGGCUUCCCAAAGGACCACCUCACACUCCCAUAAUGGAAAUAGGUGCAUGACACAUUAUGGAACUUCCAGAGACAUUAAACAUCAGCAUCUUCAAACUUGUUUCAGUCUUCCAUCUAAUUUUGGUGUGCAGAGGGGCUUUGUAUGCCAGACCUGGUACUGUCACUAAUGCUGCUGCAGGACAAACCGUGAUGUUCCCCAUAGAGCACCAAAGCAACGAAGAUCAGUACGAUGUUACCUUUAGAUUAACAUUUCCACAGCUCUUUAACAUUUUCAUAUGGACAUCCAAUAAUCCAGACAAUCUGCAUAUUGUGCAUCCACACUAUAAACACAGAACUACAAUCAAAAAUGGAUCGGUGGUGUUAUAUGAUAUGCAAGUUAGUGACAAUGGAGAGUAUCAAAUACGAACCGACUACUAUGGGGUAGAACUGAAAAACCAUGAUCAAAGUACUUUCACGAUUCAAGUCUUUGAACCAGUUUCUCAGCCUGUAGCAAAGACUUUCAGUCAUGGUCAGAAUGCACCAAAUAUCACUUUGAAUUGCUCCGUCUCCAAUGCAAAGGCAGUCAUGAUUUACUGGGAGAAAAUAUCCUUUUCUGGAGUUAUCAUCGAGACGUAUACAAACUCAAGUCUUGUGGUAGACUGUGCUACUGAAGAUGAACAAUAUGAGUACAGGUGCAUUGCAAAAAAUCCCAUCAGUAAUGCAUCCAGCAGUGAGAUAUCUAUCAACUCGUGUAACACCAGAAAUCUGAACGAUAAAAGGAAUUAUCUUAUGAUCCUGAUUCCUUUGGUGAUGAUGAUGAUGGCAAUUUCAUUGUUGGCUUUUGCAAAAUGCUUCCCUAAUCAGUAAGUGUCACUGCUCAGGUUAGUAUGAC